CAUUGACCCCCUCCCACGCAUAUGGGAGUUAUUAGAAUUUUAUGAUGGCUUCGUCUGGUGAGAGCGAUCCUGUCCCCUCUGCGGCUGCUGAAGAUAAGACGUCUCCUGGAAAAGAAAUAUCUUCCACGGUUGAGGCUCUUGCCACAAUUGCUCACAGCAAAGACCUGGAAUCGAAUGAGCCUGCUGCAGCGAGCUCAGACGGACACUCUUUUGGACCCGCGUCAAAAAAUGUCGCUCCACUGCCCCAUCAUGACGAGAGUGCUGCCGAGACCCCAUCGUUGCCCACCUCACAAACCGGUGAACCUAUCUCUCAAGGAGAUCCUGCGUCUGAGAUCGCCGAGACGCCCAGCGUAGCUGCCCUAUCUGUGGACAAUGAAGAACGGGAUGACGAUUCAGCGAUUGGAGACUCAAGCAUUUACACUACCAACACUUCAGCAAGGUCAAGUGUAUAUGAUUUUGUCUUCGAGAAUGGGAGAACGUAUCAUUCUUUUAGGCAAGGAAAAUAUGAAUUGCCUAACGACGAGCGAGAGCAGGACAGAUUAGAUCUCCAACAUCAUUUAUUUCUAUUAACAUUGGGUGGUGAGUUAUACAAUGCACCUCUCAAAGAUCUAUCGGGUGGCCUUCACAACGUGCUUGACAUCGGGACGGGAACUGGUAUUUGGGCUAUCGACUUUGCCUCCUUAUUCCCCUCAGCCAAUGUAAUUGGGACAGACCUGAGUCCCAUUCAACCAGACCUCGUUCCACCAAACCUACAUUUCGAAGUCGAUGAUGCAGAAGACCCCUGGCUUUUCUCUCACCAGUUCGAUUAUAUUCAUGGCCGGGCUCUAGCAACCUGCUUCAAAUCCCACAUGACGGUAAUAAAGUCCGCUUUCAACUUCACUCGACCUGGCGGAUAUUUUGAACUCCAAGACUGUGUCGUUCCGUUCCGCUGUAUGGACGAUUCUAUGAAAGGCACCACACUCGAAAGAUGGGUAGACCUAAUCAUGCAAGCGACAGCGAGAAUGGGUAAAGAUUGGACGCGAGUGAAGAAGUACAAAGAGUAUUUAGAGGAAGCGGGCUUCGAAGAUAUCGUAGAGAAGAAGUACGAAUGGCCAGUGGGCACUUGGGCCAAGGGGAAGAAGGCGAAGAUGUUAGGAUUGUGGUAUAGAGAAGAUUUGCUGAGUGGGUUGCAAGGCUUUACGAUGGCGUUGUUGACACGGGCUUUGGGGAUGUCGACUGUGGAGGUGGAGGUACUUUUGACUGGCGUGAGGGAGGACAUCAAGAGCAACAAGAUUCACAUUUAUAUCCCGGUACGAGUGGUGUACGGCCGCAAACCACUCUGAGUUCGGAGUUUGGUGACAUGUUGGAAUAUGAUUUUUGGAGUAGCGGAUUUUGUUGAGCAUCUUAAGUUUUAUCUGAAUACUGUAUCUGAACCACUGGUACGAGUCCUCUAUACCAGCAUUAAUGGACCCCACUGCUUUACAUAAUUCAAACUGAUGUUACUAAUUGACGAAGAUGG
Messenger RNA from Hyaloscypha bicolor E, 1498 nucleotides. Its product is annotated as S-adenosyl-L-methionine-dependent methyltransferase. The record is from RefSeq and is a predicted model, not a curated record. Gene Ontology annotation, molecular function: methyltransferase activity. Bases 42 to 1322 code for a protein of 426 amino acids. The transcript is spliced from 9 exons. Lineage: Eukaryota; Fungi; Ascomycota; Leotiomycetes; Helotiales; Hyaloscyphaceae.